Molecule: messenger RNA, 3702 nt
Organism: Pipistrellus nathusii (Nathusius's pipistrelle)
Lineage: Eukaryota; Metazoa; Chordata; Mammalia; Chiroptera; Vespertilionidae
Source: the annotation of a GenBank genome assembly
AUGGGUUUCCUGAAACUGAUUGAGAUUGAGAACUUUAAGUCGUACAAGGGCCGACAGAUUAUCGGACCGUUUCAGAGGUUCACCGCCAUCAUCGGACCCAAUGGCUCUGGUAAGUCAAACCUCAUGGAUGCCAUCAGCUUUGUCUUGGGCGAGAAAACCAGCAACCUGCGAGUAAAGACCCUGAGGGAUCUGAUCCACGGAGCUCCUGUGGGCAAGCCCGCCGCCAACCGGGCCUUCGUCAGCAUGGUCUACUCCGAGGAGGGCGCCGAGGACCGCACCUUUGCCCGGGUCAUUGUUGGGGGUUCCUCUGAGUACAAGAUCAACAACAAAGUGGUCCAGCUACACGAGUACAGUGAGGAGUUAGAGAAGUUGGGCAUUCUCAUCAAAGCUCGUAACUUCCUCGUCUUCCAGGGUGCCGUGGAAUCUAUCGCCAUGAAAAACCCCAAAGAGAGGACGGCGCUCUUUGAAGAGAUCAGUCGCUCUGGAGAGCUGGCCCAAGAAUAUGACAAGCGGAAGAAGGAAAUGGUAAAAGCCGAGGAGGACACGCAGUUCAAUUACCACCGCAAGAAAAACAUCGCAGCGGAACGCAAGGAGGCCAAACAAGAGAAGGAAGAGGCCGACCGCUACCAGCGCCUGAAAGACGAGGUGGUGCGCGCGCAGGUGCAGCUGCAGCUCUUUAAGCUGUACCACAACGAGGUGGAGAUCGAGAAGCUCAAUAAGGAGCUGGCCUCCAAGAACAAGGAGAUCGAGAAGGACAAGAAGCGCAUGGACAAGGUGGAGGACGAGCUGAAGGAGAAGAAGAAGGAGCUGGGCAAAAUGAUGCGGGAGCAGCAGCAGAUUGAGAAGGAGAUCAAGGAAAAGGACUCAGAAUUGAACCAGAAGCGGCCUCAAUACAUCAAAGCCAAGGAGAACACCUCCCACAAAAUCAAGAAGCUGGAAGCAGCCAAGAAGUCCCUACAGAACGCUCAGAAGCAUUACAAGAAGCGUAAAGGCGACAUGGAUGAGCUGGAAAAGGAGAUGCUCUCGGUGGAGAAAGCCCGGCAGGAGUUUGAGGAGCGGAUGGAAGAGGAGAGUCAGAGCCAGGGCAGAGACUUGACCCUGGAGGAGAAUCAGGUGAAGAAGUACCACCGGUUGAAAGAAGAAGCCAGCAAGAGAGCAGCUACUCUGGCUCAGGAGCUGGAGAAGUUCAAUCGAGACCAGAAAGCUGACCAGGACCGGCUGGAUCUGGAAGAGAGGAAGAAAGUAGAGACAGAGGCCAAGAUCAAGCAGAAGCUGCGGGAGAUUGAAGAGAAUCAGAAGCGGAUUGAGAAACUGGAGGAGUACAUCACGACUAGCAAGCAGUCUCUGGAGGAGCAGAAGAAGCUGGAGGGGGAGCUGACGGAGGAGGUGGAGAUGGCCAAGCGGCGUAUUGAUGAGAUCAAUAAGGAGCUGAACCAGGUGAUGGAGCAGCUGGGGGACGCCCGCAUCGACCGCCAGGAGAGCAGCCGCCAGCAGCGCAAGGCAGAGAUUAUGGAGAGCAUCAAACGUCUCUACCCAGGCUCCGUGUACGGCCGCCUGAUUGACCUCUGCCAGCCCACACAAAAGAAGUAUCAGAUCGCCGUGACCAAGGUUUUGGGCAAGAACAUGGACGCCAUAAUUGUGGACUCGGAGAAGACAGGCCGGGACUGUAUUCAGUACAUCAAGGAGCAGCGUGGGGAGCCCGAGACCUUCUUGCCUCUUGACUACCUGGAGGUGAAACCUACUGAUGAGAAGCUCCGGGAACUGAAGGGGGCCAAGCUGGUGAUCGAUGUCAUUCGCUACGAGCCACCCCACAUCAAAAAGGCCCUGCAGUACGCUUGUGGCAACGCCCUUGUCUGUGACAACGUGGAGGAUGCCCGCCGCAUUGCCUUCGGAGGCCACCAGCGCCACAAGACAGUGGCUCUGGAUGGGACCCUGUUCCAGAAGUCAGGCGUGAUCUCUGGCGGGGCCAGUGACCUGAAGGCCAAGGCGCGGCGCUGGGACGAGAAGGCGGUAGACAAAUUGAAAGAGAAGAAGGAGAGGUUGACAGAGGAGCUGAAAGAGCAGAUGAAGGCCAAGAGGAAAGAGGCAGAGCUGCGUCAGGUGCAGUCUCAGGCCCACGGGCUGCAGAUGCGGCUCAAGUACUCCCAGAGCGACCUGGAGCAGACCAAGACACGCCAUCUAGCCCUGAACCUGCAGGAAAAGUCCAAGCUGGAGAGUGAGCUAGCCAACUUUGGGCCUCGCAUCAAUGACAUCAAGAGGAUCAUCCAGAGCCGAGAGAGGGAAAUGAAAGACUUGAAGGAGAAGAUGAACCAGGUAGAGGAUGAGGUGUUUGAAGAGUUUUGUCGGGAGAUUGGUGUGCGUAACAUUCGGGAGUUUGAGGAAGAGAAGGUGAAGAGGCAGAAUGAGAUCGCCAAGAAGCGUCUGGAGUUUGAGAAUCAGAAGACUCGCUUGGGCAUCCAGUUGGACUUUGAAAAGAACCAAUUGAAGGAGGACCAGGAUAAAGUACACAUGUGGGAGCAAACGGUGAAAAAGGAUGAGAAUGAGAUAGAAAAGCUCAAGAAGGAGGAACAAAGACACAUGAAGAUCAUAGAUGAGACCAUGGCCCAGCUGCAGGAUCUGAAGAACCAGCACCUGGCCAAGAAGUCCGAGGUGAAUGACAAGAAUCACGAGAUGGAGGAGAUUCGUAAGAAACUGGGGGGCGCCAACAAGGAAAUGACGCAUUUACAAAAGGAGGUGACAGCCAUUGAGACCAAGCUUGAACAGAAGCGCAGUGACCGCCACAACCUGCUACAGGCCUGCAAGAUGCAGGACAUCAAGUUACCACUGUCCAAGGGCACCAUGGACGAUAUUAGCCAGGAAGAGGGUAGCUCCCAGGGGGAGGAUUCCGUGAGUGGCUCUCAGCGAACUUCCAGUAUCUAUGCACGAGAGGCCCUCAUUGAAAUUGACUACGGCGACCUGUGUGAGGAUCUGAAGGAUGCUCAGGCCGAGGAGGAGAUCAAGCAGGAGAUGAACACGCUGCAGCAGAAGCUGAACGAGCAGCAGAGCGUGCUGCAGCGGAUCGCCGCCCCCAACAUGAAGGCCAUGGAGAAGCUGGAGAGUGUCCGGGACAAGUUCCAGGAGACCUCGGAUGAGUUCGAGGCGGCCCGAAAGCGAGCCAAGAAGGCCAAGCAGGCAUUCGAGCAGAUCAAGAAAGAGCGCUUUGACCGCUUCAACGCUUGUUUUGAAUCCGUGGCCACCAACAUCGAUGAGAUCUACAAGGCCCUGUCCCGCAACAGCAGUGCCCAGGCAUUCCUGGGCCCUGAGAACCCCGAGGAGCCCUAUUUGGACGGCAUCAACUACAACUGCGUGGCCCCCGGCAAACGCUUCCGGCCCAUGGACAACUUGUCAGGCGGGGAGAAAACCGUGGCGGCGCUGGCCCUGCUCUUUGCCAUUCACAGCUACAAGCCGGCCCCCUUCUUUGUCCUGGAUGAGAUUGAUGCCGCCCUGGAUAACACCAACAUUGGCAAGGUGGCCAACUACAUCAAGGAGCAGUCCACCUGCAACUUCCAGGCCAUCGUCAUCUCCCUCAAGGAGGAGUUCUACACCAAGGCCGAGAGCCUCAUUGGCGUCUACCCGGAGCAAGGGGACUGUGUGAUCAGCAAAGUCUUGACCUUUGACCUCACCAAGUACCCAGAUGCCAACCCCAAUCCCAAUGAGCAGUAG